Schistocerca nitens (vagrant locust) is the source of this 438-nucleotide messenger RNA. RefSeq lists its product as uncharacterized. The transcript has a single exon. The coding region runs from base 1 to 438 and encodes 145 amino acids. Lineage: Eukaryota; Metazoa; Arthropoda; Insecta; Orthoptera; Acrididae. The record is from RefSeq and is a predicted model, not a curated record.
AUGGAUUACUCACCCCCCUCCUGCUUGCCACCAUCCCUCCUGCAAGCCACCACCCCUCCUGCGUGCCAUCACCCGUCCUGCGUGCCACCACCCUUCUGUGGGCCACCACCCUUCCUGCAGGCCACCACCCCUCCUGUGUGCCACCACCCUUCUGUGGGCCACCACCCUUCCUGCGGGCCACCACCCCUCCUGUGUGCCACCACCCCUCCUGCAUGCAACCACCCCUCUUGCAUGCCACCACCCCUCCUGCGUGCCACCACCCAUCCUGCAUGCCACCACCCCUCCUGCACGUCACCCCCCUCCUGCGUGCCACCCCCUCCUGCACACCACUCACCCUCUGGCACGCCACAUGCCCUCUUGUAUUCCAUCCGCCCUCCUCCUGCAUAUUUCAGUCAUGAUGUAAAUUGGUUUGUGGCACUUUGUGAAAAUCAGUUAUGA